AUGUUUCCGGCCGAUAACAUAAUCUCCGUAGAAAGUGUUCAUUUGUCCGAAGACGAGAAGAAGGAUCUCAAACGCUUGGGACUCACAAUGAAGACUCCAGUGAAGGUCAAGUCUACGGAAAAAGGUGAACAGAUUAUCCAUGGCAGAUUUUUGCACAUCACAGAUAUCCAUCCAGAUCCGUACUACAAGACCGGCUCGAAACAAGACGGGUUCUGUCAUUCUGGAAAGGGUAAUGCCGGUAAAUACGGAGAUGCCAUAUUGGGAUGCGACAGUCCCAUGGUGCUUAUGGAAGACACAAUUAAGUGGAUCGAAGAUAACUUGAAGGACAAGAUAGACUUCAUAGUGUGGACAGGAGAUAAUAUCAGACACGACAACGAUCGAAGAUACCCCAGAACGGAGUUGAACAUCUUUGAGAUGAACCAACAGGUCAGUGACUUGAUGUAUGAUACGUUCAAGAACAAAAAAGACCCCAACUUGAAAGUAGAUUUGAUUCCCUCAUUAGGUAACAAUGACGUAUACCCCCAUAAUUUGUUCAGCCCUGGCCCUACUUUACAGACGAGAGAGUUGUUCAAGAUCUGGAGAAACUUCAUUCCCGCUUCUCAAUUGCACGUUUUCAACAGAGGUGCUUAUUUCUUUCAGGAAGUAAUUCCCAACCAGUUGGCUAUCUUGUCUAUUAACACUCUCUACUUGUUCCAGUCAAAUCCAUUGGUGGACAACUGUGACAAAAAGAAGGAGCCUGGCUACAAGUUGUUUGAAUGGUUGGGCUAUGUGUUGAAGGAAAUGAGAAGUAGAAACAUGAAAGUAUGGUUAACUGGUCAUGUUCCUCCCAACGAAAAGAACUAUGAUAUCUCGUGUUUGCGUAAAUAUAUCGUGUGGUCGUAUGAGUAUCGUGACGUCAUCAUUGGAGGCUUGUAUGGCCACAUGAACAUGGACCACUUCAUUCCCUUGGAUUCUGUGGCUGCCUACAAGUCGAUUAGAAAGUCGCUUAAAGGAAAAGCCAGUUCCAAAGACGUAGAAGACGAGCUUGUUCAGAAAUUCUUGGUAGAUAAUUUGGAUUCCGAUUCCGAUUCUGACUCAGACGAUGAAGAUGACAUCACCGAACCACUUGAAGACUCUAACAUGUAUCGUGUGUUUGACGAGAACCACGACGAAGACUUCGUGAGAGUCCAAGGUGGUAUUCCAAGUGGGAAAGUCAAGUAUAUGGAGACGUUACGUGAGUCUCUCUAUGCAACUAUCAAGGGCAAGAGAAAGAGUGGUACUUCUAGUGAACGUUAUUCUCUUGCUUUCGUAUCUGCCAGUGUAGUUCCUACUUUCAAUCCUGGAUUGAGAGUGUGGGAAUACAAUAUUACUGACUUGGGAGAAAAACUCACAAAGAAAACCCAAUUCGAACCCUGGGACAGUUUCUUUACUGGAUUAGAAACGAUGAUGCAAUCGUUCGAGAAGUAUGACAUCGAGGAUGAAGAUGAUACGUUCAAGAUCAACGAAAACGAUGAUUUGGCUACGAUCUUUAAAAAGAAGAGAGACAAGACUUUCCCUCUUCCCAAGCCCGAGAAGUUACCAUUGGGUCCGGGGUAUGUUCCGCAGACUUUUACUCCUGAGAGAUAUGUUCAAUACUUUGCCGACUUGGAGGGCAUCAAUAGUGGAAAGAAGGACUUUUCGUACGAGUUCGAGUAUUCUACUGAUAACGAGAUCUACGAGUUGGGAACAUUGGUUGUGGACGAAUGGAUCAAGUUAGGUAGAAAGUUGGGUAAACCAAUCAAGGAUAAGAAGAAGGAAGAGGAAGACGAUGAAGGUGGAAAGAAGAAGAAGAAGAAGAAAAAGAACAAAAAGAAGAAGGACGGUAAAAGCAAGAAGAGCAAGAACAAGUCUGCGUCUGAUAAUGCUGAGGAUGUAUUGCAGAAGAUAUGGAACACUUAUUUGAAGCAUACGUUUAUUAGUUCGAAUUACGAAAACAAAGGAUUCGGUUAG
Molecule: messenger RNA, 1968 nt
Organism: Scheffersomyces stipitis CBS 6054
Lineage: Eukaryota; Fungi; Ascomycota; Pichiomycetes; Serinales; Debaryomycetaceae
Gene: PHM5
Product: endopolyphosphatase
Exons: 1
Coding region: 1-1968 (655 amino acids)
Biological process (GO): polyphosphate catabolic process
Cellular component (GO): membrane; fungal-type vacuole
Molecular function (GO): endopolyphosphatase activity; exopolyphosphatase activity
Source: RefSeq, a predicted model, not a curated record